UGCUGGAGUAUGCAGGCGUAUAAAGGCAGAGCUGGGUCUUCCCCCAGGGAUCAGUCUGGGACAGCCCCGGCAGUUUUUGGCUGCCAUGUGGAAGAUCGUGCCAAGCAUGUCCAGCCCAUCCCGCUUCCGGCCAUGCAGCAGAACUUGAACUACAUGUACCCACAGAUCUUUUGGAUGGACGGCUGUACCAACGCAAGUACUUCCUGCCCCCCGGCACCUCCUGCCGCUCCUUUCCCACCACCAGUACCCGACCGGAGGAGAAAGCCAAGGAACAACAGGGAAAGGAGGAGCGUCGGCUUCCUGGUGACCUCCUUGCUGAUCCUGCUGGCCCUCACUGGAGUGGGGCUGAGCAUGUUUCAGAUUUUCCACCUGGAGAAGGAACUGGCUGAACUCAAGGAGUCUGCCAGCACCGAACACAUCCCUCCAGCUUUGGAGAAACUCAUAGGGCAGAAGGAGCAGUCAAUGAAAAAGGAAGCGAGUAAGGCAGCACACUUAACAGGAAACCCUACCCAGCGGGACCUCCCUUUGGAGUGGGAACCCGUCUCCGGCCAUGCCUUCACCAACGGCAUUCAGUAUCGCAAUCAGGGCCUUGUCAUCAAUGAGACCGGCCUGUACUUCGUGUACUCCAAUGUGCUCUUCCGGGGAAGCAUCUGCAGCAACCAGGUGUUGACCCACAUCGUCUACAAGAAAAACCCGGCCUCACCAGGCAGCCACGUACUGAUGGAGGACAAAGGCAUCAACUACUGUACAGGUCAGAAAACGUGGGCCCGGAAAAGCUACCUAGGGGCUUUAUUCAAGCUCAGGAAGAUGGACAGUUUGCACGUCAACGUCUCCAAGAUCGCUCUGGUUAAUUUUGAGGAAUCAAAGACAUUCUUUGGCUUAUUUAAGCUUUAAAUGGGGCUGUUGGAGCGUGGCCAGCAGCCCCACGCACACUAGGACGCGUGAGGGGUGAGUGCUGCCUAAGCAGCAGUGGCCAACCCAGGGUCUCGCACCAGGAAGCCCACCAAGAAACCACGUUUUGGCCUUCAUUGUGAGAGGGCUCAAGCAACUGGUAGAGGCUUGGAAGUGGACCUCUGGGAAGCACUGGGGCUGUACUGCAUCAACAUGAAGAGAAUCGCACAUUUUCCCCCUCUGAAAAAAACAACAAACUCAAAACGUAGUGUGCUGAAGACCGCAUUGAAACUCACUACUUGCUACCUGAGAAGAUGCUGGUGCUAGCAGCCCCACAUGGUGUCAUGACCCUGGUGAGCUUGGGACAGAAGGUGUGCAGGGACAGCCAGCAGGCAUCGAGGAGGCCCCUCAAGCCAGAGCUGCAGGCCCCUGGGCCGUGCCGUGCCACACCACAGGCAGUGUUGUGGGAAUAAGUAGUGCAAAGACCUCAACUGCCCACUCCAAGUCAUGGCUGGCCACCCUGCCCAGGCACUUGGCACCGUGACUGCUGUACAACAGGCACCUGCCUGCUAGCUGGCUCAUUAUGCAUAAUAUGCUCAUUUUGCGCUAAGUUAUCGACUCUUCCCAUCCUAGAAAACGUCCCCUAACCUCUUUAUUUAACUCAUCCUGACUGCCUUACAAGGAACGUGCCAGAAGCGAUGGUGCCCUGAAGGGGGUCCUGACCCUGGAGAGAAACCAUGACUGUGCCGUGGUGGUGGGACUGGUGGGGAGGGCACGUGCUCUGCUGACAGGACCUGAAGAACAUGGCGGUGGAGGACAGUGGGGCCUGAUAUGAAAGCAGCCUCUCCAACCCCCUUCCCACCCUUUUGACACAUCAGGGUCCCCCAUGGAGACUUGGUCCUGCCACCCCCUGCACAGUGUAGGUGGGGGUGUGCUGGCUGCCAUCAACAGCAUGAUUUUAGCUGGCUCCCUUGUCAUGGGAUAUUCUCUCCUGAGCAAAAUAGAUGGUAAAU
Messenger RNA from Grus americana (Whooping crane), 1904 nucleotides. RefSeq names its product Fas ligand (gene FASLG). Gene Ontology annotation, biological process: immune response; extrinsic apoptotic signaling pathway via death domain receptors; positive regulation of canonical NF-kappaB signal transduction. The coding region runs from base 10 to 894 and encodes 294 amino acids. Gene Ontology annotation, cellular component: membrane. The record is from RefSeq and is a predicted model, not a curated record. NCBI's taxonomy places the organism in Eukaryota, Metazoa, Chordata, Aves, Gruiformes, Gruidae. Gene Ontology annotation, molecular function: tumor necrosis factor receptor binding. The transcript is spliced from 4 exons.